AUGGACUUCGUCUAUGACGCUUACACGGAUGGCACUUUGGAUGCGACGGAUAUAAAGCUUCCGCCAAUCCCGGCUCCGCCCCUGAAUUUGCCCGCUUUCACCAAUUACCGUGAAGAUCUUACUCGAAAGUUUUCAGGGCUGAUUCUCAAGAAUCUUCAGCCGCGACAGCAGGACGAAACUGUUGCCGAAGAUGACUCUGGGAUGGCCAAUGCGUAUGCACGCGCAUCUCUUGUGUUGGCAGAUUCUGGCAGUUCAGAUCCGACUGCGGCUGCGGGUACAAUGGACGCUGCUGCUACGCGGUCGCAGUCAGUUUUGGGAACGCGGUUGAUCCGCGUGCUUAAUUCAUCAAACUUCGACUCAUCGCUGCGAAACGCACUCUCUGUGCUCCAGGGACGUAUUGACGAGGGUUCUCUGGACGAAAGACGGGAUUCGUCCGCGAGUACGGUUGACUAUGCUCAUCUCACAGCCACGGGGAUGGUCGGUUCAAUUGCGCGACGUCGUCUUCGCGGGGAAGUUGAGUCAGAUCUCCUCCGCGCUCAUUUCCGCUCAUUGAAGCGGUCUGCUCCGGUUGUUCGUAAGCUGAAAGCUGUCAAGGCCGAAUUGGAUGCGUUAAACGCUGGUUACGAGGGUAUCACCGGAAGACUAGGCGAGAUCUCGCAGCGUGACGAUCGCCUGCGGUGUUCUGUGGAUUCGCUUGCCAAACAACGCAAUGCUAUCACUAUCAAGAAGGAGCUGUUGAAUAGUUUCAAGCGCAAUUUCACACUUAAUCACUACGAAGAACACAGACUUGCCAACGGCGACAUCAACGAUGAAUUCCUGGAUAUCUUAGCCAAGGCGAAAAGGAUAUAUGGCAAUUGUGAGAUCUUGCUCAGUCUCGACAACCCAAAAAUCGGUAUGGAUUUGAUGUCCAAGAUGGGAAGGUCAAUUGAUCUGGCAACACAGCGAAUCUCCAAGUUUCUCAAGCUGGGACUUGGACCUUAUUUCGAGUCCGUCGCCCUGGGCUCAAAUGAUAUCCCAUCGAGUCAGACGGUUCUCCAUAAAACACUAGCAUUUGUUCUUCAUGAGAAUCGUGGUUAUUUCGACGAAAUUGUGGAUAGUCUGGUUCAGACUCGGAGCAAGGCAGUUGUAGAUGAUCUUUUGACGCAGAUCAACGGUCAGGAAGUGCCCACGCGCGCCCAGCAAAACUCUACAAUCCGCCACAUGCGUGGAGAUGAUAGCAGGCCUCUGAUUCUGAGCUCUUACGACUCAAAACGUUUUUUGGGCGACCUCUUAGCAUUUGUUCAUAACGUUCUCGUCAACGAGCGUGAGCUGCUGGACAACCUGUUUGAUCCUGAAGAGACUGAAGCCGAGUUCGACGAUCAGGGGCUUAAAGAGGUGGCCAAAGACAUUCUUGACCGUGUGGUUGGAUCAUUAGCACGGCCAUUCAAAAGCGUUUUUGAGCGUAUUAUCCAUUCAGAGACGAAACUCACUGUAUUGCAGGACAUUCAUGCUUUGUUGGAUCUUUACGAAAUGAUGUUUGAAAAGCUGGUAUCCGCUGUUGAGGAUGAUAAGCCAUCUCCUAUAGUCUCCUCUCUGGCCUCCCUGAAACAGGAAGCGGUUGAUCGUCUGUUUGCCGCGGUUGAUUCAAGACUGAAAGUCGUGUCGAGUGGUCCAGAGUCCGAAAUCGAGCCAAUCAGUCCUGACCUCGGAUUGCCCGAAUGGCUGGUUAGUCUCUACUCUGAAACAAUGCCGUUGUUUGACAACGUAGCCAUUGACGAUAGGUCGUUCAUGAGGCUUUCCACAGAGCAGAGCCAGCGUUUCUUGAAGCUCGUUGUCGAUGAUGUGGUAGGCAUAGUUGAAACUCAGGUGAAGCUGGGAAAGAACAACGCUGACUCGAAACCAAUGGUCAUCCUUAAGCUCAACUGUUAUGACUUCAUGAGCUCAAAGCUGAUCACGAUCCCCAUCAUGGGUGGAAAAAUUGAGUUCUUGAACGGGAAAAUUCACAAAGAGCAAUCCAGGUUGGAGGAGCAUCAGUUCACUCUUUUGCUCCAACGUUCCGGACUGUUUGAUAUGUACAACCUUGUCAACAUGAUCUUUGCGUUGGAUAACUUUGACGAUUAUUUUGAUGUUUCUAUCUACCAGCCAAUCGUGGAGAACCAGUUGUUCACCGAGAGCAACUUUCGCUCUAUCAACGCUCAGCUCGAGAAGUUUCUGCCGAACGCUUUGAUCGAUGUGCAGCAGAAGGAGCUUAUGAAACUCCUGCCUCCAUUGGUGGAGAACGACGUUAUCACCAAUUCGUCAAUUGCCUUUGUCAACUUCUACUAUAAGAUGUGGAUAAUUACGCAUGAGUACCUUCCAACGACCAACGGGGUGCCCAUCUUCAGGUGGAGCGACUCCCAUGUGGCUACUUUGUUGGGGUGUGAGGAGCCAUAUACCAGGCAGAAGAAGGACUUUACGGAGUCGGAAGAGCAAAACUAA
Kuraishia capsulata CBS 1993 is the source of this 2457-nucleotide messenger RNA. RefSeq lists its product as uncharacterized. Lineage: Eukaryota; Fungi; Ascomycota; Pichiomycetes; Pichiales; Pichiaceae. The transcript has a single exon. The record is from RefSeq and is a predicted model, not a curated record. Gene Ontology annotation, cellular component: COG complex. The coding region runs from base 1 to 2457 and encodes 818 amino acids. Gene Ontology annotation, biological process: intra-Golgi vesicle-mediated transport.